This is a messenger RNA of Striga hermonthica, 546 nucleotides long. The record is from the annotation of a GenBank genome assembly. NCBI's taxonomy places the organism in Eukaryota, Viridiplantae, Streptophyta, Magnoliopsida, Lamiales, Orobanchaceae.
AUGGAGGGGCUGAGACAGUCACUAAUCCUGAGCAUGGAGCUGGAGGACACGAGGGUCAAGGCCCAAGAGGAGGUCAAAGCCCGAGACCACCAAAUAGCCCAGCUCAAGAAUCUGCUCAGCCGGGCCCUAAAGGAGCGGGACCAGGCCCAAUACAAGUGCCACAGGGCCAUCCUCGACAAGCUCAUGCUCCAGAACCAGAUCCACCGGCCCGGCCCAAUUAAAUCCCGCGCCUCCAGCAUCGACGACGAGAACAUCGCCUCUCCUCCUCCGCCGCCGCCGCCGCCGCUUCCGGAGAAGGGCAGGCUCCUGCAGGCGGUGAUGGGCGCCGGCCCACUUUUACAGACGCUCCUCGUGGCCGGGCCGCUGCCACGGUGGCGCCACCCGCCACCGCCGCUCGAGGCGCACCUAAUCCCGCCGGCGGCGGCGGGAAUCGGGGACCCGUUUCGGAUUGUGGGUGGGUGUAAUAAUGAGAGGAAGAGAGGGUUUAGUGAGUCAUCAUCAUCAUCGUCCACAGGAUUGAAGUACCAAAGGGUUGUUCCACAUUAA